Molecule: messenger RNA, 3018 nt
Organism: Strongyloides ratti
Lineage: Eukaryota; Metazoa; Nematoda; Chromadorea; Rhabditida; Strongyloididae
Product: Protein kinase domain and Serine/threonine-/dual specificity protein kinase, catalytic domain and Protein kinase-like domain-containing protein
Exons: 5
Coding region: 1-3018 (1005 amino acids)
Biological process (GO): intracellular signal transduction; protein phosphorylation; microtubule cytoskeleton organization
Cellular component (GO): cytoplasm
Molecular function (GO): protein serine/threonine kinase activity; tau-protein kinase activity; ATP binding
Source: RefSeq, a predicted model, not a curated record
AUGACAUCAACUGGUAAAGUAAAAAGAAAAUCUUCAUUAUCCAUUCAUGAUGCUAGAAUAGCUGGUUUAUAUGAUUUGGAACAUACAAUUGGAAAGGGACAUUUUGCUGUAGUUAGAUUAGCUAAGCAUGUAUUUACCGGUGAACGGGUUGCCAUAAAAGUAAUAGACAAAACAAAAUUAGAUCAUAUUUCAACAAAUCAUAUAAUGCAAGAAGUUAGAUGUAUGAAACUUGUCCAACAUCCAAAUAUAGUUAGAUUGUAUGAAGUUAUUGAUACGCAAACAAAAUUAUUUUUAAUCUUAGAACUUGGAGAUUAUGAUAUGUUUGAUUAUAUAAUGAAAAAUUGUGAAAAGGGGUGUGAUGAACGGCAGGCUCAACAUUAUUUUUCUCAAAUUAUUAAAGCUAUUGAUUAUUGUCAUGCUUUACGAGUUGUACAUCGUGAUUUGAAACCAGAAAAUGUUGUGUUUUUUGAAAAACUUGGAAUGGCAAAAUUGACUGAUUUUGGUUUUUCAAAUUUGUAUACACCGGGAGAAACAUUAAAAACAUCCUGUGGUUCUCUUGCUUAUUCAGCUCCUGAAAUUUUAUUAGGUGAUUCAUAUGAAGCUACUGCGGUAGAUGUUUGGAGUGCUGGUGUAUUAUUAUAUAUGCUUCUUUGUGGAAGAUUACCAUUUCAAGAAGCAACCGAUGGUGAAACAUUAACAAAAAUAUUAGAUUGUAAAUAUUCUAUUCCUGAGACUGUUUCUAAAGAAGCAAAAUCAUUAAUUUCAAGAAUGCUGGUAAAAGAUCCAAGAAAUCGAGCAACAAUGGCUGAAAUUGUUCAACACCCAUGGGUAAUAAAGGGUGACAAAGGUCUUACUGAAGCUUUACCUUUAAUUGUUAGAGAACAUUUACCUGAUAGUGCUCAUAAUACAAUAAUUGAUCAAAUGGUUAUUGGAGGUAUUGGAACUGAAAGUGAAAUUUUAAAUGCUUUAGAAUCUGAUGAAUAUUCUUAUGUUACAGCAACAUAUUAUUUGUUAGCUGAACGAGUUUUGUCAUCUAUAAGACAAGAACAGGCAGCUAGACUUUUAACAAACAUUCCAUCAACAUCUGAUACUGAAGAAAGAGAUACAGAUUUUGAAUGUUCAAAAGAUACAACAAAUAUUUCAAUUAGUGGAAGAAGUCGUUCAAAUUCUUUUAGAGGUUUUCCAAAUAGACGACAAUGCAGUAUACUAAAAGAAGAAAGUGAGGAAGAAUUAAGUACAUAUUUAAGAUCUCCUUCUCGUCAAUCAUCGAGGAUUUUCAACAAAAUACCUCGGUCUGAAAGUAGAUUUGGAUCAUUGCAGGCACAUUCUGCUACAGAUGAAAUCACUUUUAAUUCAUCAUUAUCAAGUCCUUCUAUAAAAUCACCUCCUCCUAUCCUAUCUUUAUUUUUAUUCAAUACUGAAGAUAUUUUAACUCCUAUCAAUGAAAAUGAGAUAUCAGGAGAGGUUGUUGAUGGUUCAAAAAAUGUAACUCAUUCUCUACAAAUGCCUUCAAAUCCAUCUUCUGUAAUAUCUUAUACAUCUUCAGUAUUAACAUCACAUGAAAGUGAUGAUUCAGAUUAUUGUCAAAAAUCUUCACCCACAUCUAUGUGUUCAUUUAAAAGUUUAGAGUUACCUCCUACUAUACGUCGUUUAAGAGGAAAAAAGUCAAAUAAACUUUCAAGAACUGCUUCUGAACCCUCAGAUAAAUCUAAAAACAAUAUUACAAGACAAUUGUCUUCUUGUGUACCUUCUUCAAAUAAAUCUUUUAAAACAUCUUUAGUUAGGAGAAAUUCAUCACCAUCUGUAUCUAUGCUUGGAUUAACUUCAAUUGCAUCUUCGCGUGAUAGAGUUUCACCUCAAGUUAUACAAGGAUUACUUGAAGUUACAAGAAUUUCUAGUAGAAUGGGUAGAGCUGCUUCUCCUGAUUCAAGAAUAAGUUCUCGAUCCCCAUCUCCAACAUCUACUUCUGGAAGACAAUCACCAAAUCAACUUGGAAGUUUUGUAUCACGAAUUAAAUCAAACAUGUUACCAUCUGGUGGUAUGAGAAAAUUAAGUUCUUCUCCUCAUUUAUUAGGAAUUUGUGAAGAAAGUGAAGAUUUAUCAGAUAUUACACCUACUAACAACUCAAAAUCUAAUACAACCUAUAAUUAUACCCAACCACGUAGUACACGAAGUUCAAGUAUGGUUGUAAAUACAAUUCCAGAACUUAUUUUAACAAAAAGAAAAACAUCUGAAGGAAAAUUAGAUAGAAAAUAUAGUGAUUUAUAUGCAUCAAGUGCAGUUGCGUAUAAUAAUACAAGAUCUGUUCGCCAUAGACAAUCUAUAGUAUCACCUGAUUUUAUGAAACGUUAUGAAACACAUCAAAAAAUAGUAUGUAAGACACGUCGUUCUAUGAGUUGUUCAUCCAGUGAAACAUCAGAAGAUGAUUCUCAAGAAAGGCGUUUAAGUUUAAUUAACCAAAAAUAUUGUCAAAAGAAAGAUGAUCAUUUUAGUGAUGAUGAUGAUCUUAGUACAUUUAAAGGUUCAUUACAAAAUAAUACUUUUGCAUCUGAGCAAGUACCAAAAAAUAGUAAUGAUUCUUCAAAAUCAAAUGAUGCUAAUAAUUCACCAACAUCAAAUAAUUCUAAUAAUACUUCAAAACAUGAAGCAUGUACCAUUGCUGAAAAUACUUCUGAUAAUAUUGAACAAAAAAAAAAUUCAUCAACAACAAUUUUUUUUCGUUCAGAAAUAGCUGAAAAAGUGUUAUAUGAUUUAGAAAAUGAUCAAGAAAAUCGUAAUAUUUUAAAAGUAUUAAGAAAAACAGAAUCCUUAAAUAAUGUAUAUAAAAAUAAUACUGAUAAUCAAGAUGAAUACUCAUCUUUACAAUCUAUAGUUUCAUCAUCUUUUGAAUCAUUGCAUUCACAAGAUUCUGGAUAUGCUUUAGGCAGAGAAUCACCAACAUCUGAGUUUUCUCCAAAACCAAAUGAUAUAACAAAUAAUAUUAUUGAGAGUCGGGAUUUUAUAAUAUCUACAUCUUAA